Molecule: messenger RNA, 771 nt
Organism: Aureobasidium vineae
Lineage: Eukaryota; Fungi; Ascomycota; Dothideomycetes; Dothideales; Saccotheciaceae
Source: the annotation of a GenBank genome assembly
AUGUCCAUCGCCUCACCCCGACCAAGUCUGAAUCUCCCUUCCAGCCGCCGCGGCUCCACCAGCACAAUAAACUCCGCUCGCUCACCCUCCACCUCACGACCAUCGUCCAUUCGCGGCAACAGUACAACCAGCACACCCAUCCGCGCCUCCUCACGCCGCCGCGACCGCGCCGCCCUCCGUGAAUUCUACAAUCUUCAAGCAUCUGCUACUCCGGACGCCAAACCACCGCCCGCAGCAACCACCCUUGCAACCGAAGACUCUGGGCCCACUGAUGCGUUGGCGUCUCUCGAUACCGAUGGCUUCUCGGCAAAAACAUACGUGGAUAAUUUACUUGGAUCUUCGGAUGCAGAAACCCUUCUUCGCACGUUAAACGCCAUCACGAUAUCUGCUUUGGGGCUGGAAGGCGAUAANAAAGCAUUGGUGUAUGAUAACUACACUACGUUGCUGAGUGCGACGAGUACGAUAAGUGGGUUGAGGGAGAAUGAUGCGCCGAUGGCGACGUUGGAGCCGGCGGUGAAACAUAUUGCUGAUGUUGCUGUGAGUAUUGCUGGGAGUAGGAAUGCGGGAGGGGGUGAUAAGGAAAAGCAGAAAGAGACGGUGAGGUGGGUGUUAGGUGCACCAGAGAGGUUAAGAGGGCUAAAAGAGCAAGGGAAAGAGGAAGAGAUGCAGAAAGAGUGGGAUGGAGUACGAGGGUUAUUGGAAAAGUGGGAGGGCGUCAAGGGUGUGGACGAGGUGAGGAGGAAGUGUGAAGAUGUUGUUGGGAAGGAUUGA